This is a messenger RNA of Mycotypha africana, 525 nucleotides long. RefSeq names its product DNA polymerase beta-like protein. Bases 1 to 525 code for a protein of 174 amino acids. The record is from RefSeq and is a predicted model, not a curated record. Gene Ontology annotation, biological process: double-strand break repair via nonhomologous end joining. The transcript is spliced from 4 exons. Gene Ontology annotation, molecular function: DNA binding; DNA-directed DNA polymerase activity. Gene Ontology annotation, cellular component: nucleus. NCBI's taxonomy places the organism in Eukaryota, Fungi, Mucoromycota, Mucoromycetes, Mucorales, Mycotyphaceae.
AUGAUACGGAGACUGAAUGUCAUAAAAUAUGUAAUAGUGGAUUUGAGUCUAGCACCUGGCUUUAUCAAUACCAAAUAUGAAUGUUUUCGACCAACUCCUUACGAGCCUUUACAUAACAAAAAGUUGGUAUCAUUAUUGCUGUUAUUGGAACGUAAGCGAAUGCUGGAUAAUGAAGAUAAGCGAUCUCUAAGUUAUCGACAUGCCAUAUCAGCCAUAAAGGCUUACCCACGAGAUAUACGUUCUUCAAAAGAGGCAGCCAAAAUAAUAGGCGUAGGUCAGAAAAUGGCGGAAAAAAUUCGAGUGUUUCUGCAAACAGGAACUAUUGAUGAAGCAGAAGAAUUAAGAACAGAUGAGCAUUUUAGGACCAUGAGUCUUUUUAACAAAGUUUGGGGUGUCGGCGUAACAACUGCCAAGAUUUGGUGGGAUAUGGGUUACCGGACGCUUCAAGAAGUGUUAGACAACGCCAAAUUAACUGCCACGGUCAAACUAGGAAUACAAUUGUUUCCUGAUUUCAACGAACCGUAA